Molecule: messenger RNA, 3121 nt
Organism: Nanorana parkeri
Lineage: Eukaryota; Metazoa; Chordata; Amphibia; Anura; Dicroglossidae
Gene: NEBL
Product: nebulette
Exons: 27
Biological process (GO): cardiac muscle thin filament assembly
Cellular component (GO): Z disc
Molecular function (GO): actin filament binding
Source: RefSeq, a predicted model, not a curated record
AUGAAAAUCCCAAUCAUUAUCGACUCUGCGGCGGAAGACAGCGACAGCGAGGAAAGGUUCUUCCCCAAGCCCGUCCUAGAAAACAGAAAUGUGGAAUUUGCGAAGAAGUGCACCGAACUGAUCAGUGACAUAAGCUAUAAAGAGAAACAUAAAAAAUCCAAAGGCAAGAAUGAGUUUGUCCCUGACACCGCAAAACUGAAAGCCGUCACAGACUCCAUCUCAGAGGCAAAGUACAAAGAAGCUGGAAAGAAAGGAUUGUCCAACCCCCUGUACAAGCAGAUGCCGGCAACAUUAGACAUUGCCUUCGCAAAACAAGUCUCCCAGCUUCAGAGUGAGGCUCUUUACAAGCAGAAAUAUGAUGCAGAGAAGGGGAAAUCAAAUUAUGCGCAAAUGCUCGAGCCUCCUGAUAUGAAGCAUGCAAAGGAAGUAAACAGACACCAGAGCAAUGUAUCCUAUAAAAAAGAUGCCCAGGAUAUACACACAUACACAGAAGUGCUGGACAGACCAGACAUUCAGAAGGCUACAGAGACUUCAAAGUUCAUCAGCAAUAUUGAUUAUAGGAAAGGCAGAGAGGAACUGAACAGGGAGUCCAUGGUUAUAGGAAGACCUGAUUUUGAACAUGCAAAAGAAGUAUCAAAAUUCACCAGCCAGGUGAAAUACAAAGAACAAUUUGAUAAAGAAAUGAAGGGUAAAAAGCAUUGCUAUAACCCAUCAGACAGCGCUGACUUCAAGCAAGCCCAGGCUGCUACAGAAUUGGCUAGUGACGUGAAAUAUAAGAAGGACAAGCACAGCAUACAUGAUUUUUCAGUAGACCUUCCAAACCUGCUCUAUUUGGAACACACCCUGAAGACCAGCAAGAUGCAGAGCAAUAAGACCUACAAGAAACAGUUUGAAGAAAACAAGGGGAACUAUCAUUUUGCUUUAGGUACGGCAGAGCAAAUUCACCAUAAAGAAAAUGCAGUGCUUCAGAGCCAGGUAAAAUAUAAGGAAAAGUAUGAAAAAUCAAAGGGUAAAUCCAUGUUGGAGUUUGUUGACACCCCAUCGUAUUAUGUCUCCAAAGAGGCUCAGAAAAUUCAAAGUGAGAAAUUAUAUCGGAAAGAUUAUGAGGAAGGCGUGAAAGGGAAAGCUUCAGCAGACCUGGACCUCACACCAAGCUUCCUGCAUGCUAAACAUGCUACUAACCUGCUCAGUGAGAAAGAAUACAGGAAAGAUCUAGAAGAAGGGAUCAAAGGAAAGGGACUGACCGUUCUGGAAGACACCCCCGAUUUAAUAAGGGUGAAGAAUGCAGCACAUAUACUAAAUGAGAAAGAGUACCGUAAGGAUCUGGAAAAUGACAUUAAAGGGAAAGGCAUGGAGUUGAGCGCAGACAUUCCUGAUAUGAUCCGAGCUAAGCGGGCAUCUGAAAUUAUUAGUCAGAAAGAAUACAGGAGAGACUUAGAAACCGAGAUCAUAGGGAAAGGAAUGCAAGUAGAUGCUGACUUACCGGAGAUACAGCACGCAAAGAAAGUCACAGAAUUUUUGAGCCAGAAAAGUUAUAAGUAGGAUCUAGCGACUGAGAUAAAAGGGAAGGGGAUGCAGGUGGGCCCAGAUAUCCCUGAGCUACAAAGAGCAAAGAGAGCCUCUGAGAUUGCAAGUCAGCAAAAAUACAAGAAUGAAGCACAGAAGAUGAUGUCUAUGUAUUCUGUAGGUACUGAUACUCCUGAGAUGGAAAGAGUAAAGAAUGCCCAGAAAUCCAUAAGUGCUGUGUUUUAUAGAAAAGGACCAGGAGCUGGCACAGCUGUGAAAGAGACGCCAGAGAUGGAAAGAGUGAAGAACACGCAGAUGAAUAUCAGCUCAGUGAAGUAUAAAGAUGAAAUCGGACCUGCGACAGCCAUACCCGACCUGCCGGAAAACAGGAGAGUAAAAGAGAUCCAGAAGAACAUUAGCAAUGUCCGUUAUAAAGAGCCUCUGAGAAAAGCCACUCCAGUCAGCAUGACGCCAGAAAUGGAACUGGCUAAGAAGAACCAGGAGCAUUUCAGCACGGUUCACUAUAAAGAGAAAGUUGGGAAGGUCACAGCAGUCAGUUUUACUCCGGAGAUGGAAAGAGUUAAAAGGAACCAAGAAAAUAUUAGUUCGGUGAAGUACAGCAGUGAUUUGCAGCAACUGAAAGGUAGACCUAGUGUCAUUCUGGAUACACCAGAAUUGAGACAUGUGAAAGAAACACAAAAUAAAAUAUCAAUGAUUAAAUACCAUGAAGAUUUUGAGAAGACAAGAGGCAGGGGUUUCACCCCGGUGGUAGAUGAUCCAGUGUUGGAGCGAGUAAGAAAGAACUCGCAGAUUGUCAGCGAUGCCGCUUAUAAGGGAGUUCACCCUCAUGUAGUGGAGAUGGACAGGAGACCGGGGGUAAUUGUGGACCUUAAAGUUUGGCGCACUGACCCAGGCUCCAUCUUCGACAUUGACCCGCUGGAGGACAAUAUUCAGUCUCGGAGCCUCCGUAUGUUAACGGAUAGAGCGAGCCAUGGCACCAGGCACUCCUGUCACUCUGCUGGCCUGGCUGCAGUGAGUCAGGGUGAUGACAGGUCAGAGAUGUCAGAGAUGAACCCUAGUUUCUCUUACUGCAGUGAGGGAACAAGGGCAUCUGAUGAAAGAGCCCCAGUGCUUCCUGGUGCUUAUCAAACCUCUCCAACUCAAGGUUUUGGAUACAUGCAACAGACAAGUAUGUCCUCUAUGAGGUCAAUGCACUCUCCACUUGCACACUCUCCUUCACAGAGUAUGAGAACAUACAGAGCCAUGUACGACUACAGCGCUCAAGAUGAAGACGAAGUUUCCUUUAGGGACGGUGACUAUAUUGUUAACGUGCAGCCCAUCGAUGAAGGAUGGAUGUAUGGAACUGUGCAGAGAACAGGGAAGGCGGGAAUGCUUCCAGCCAAUUACAUCGAGCCCGUUAACUGAGAGCCGUGCCCUGCCGCUCGUUUCCAACAACGAGCAGCGCUUUUAUUUGUGAGGAUCAUGAAUUGUUUAUUGACGAUCAUUGUUUUAAAACUUUCCAAAUUACCUUUAAGCUUACAUGCUUAUUUUUUUAAGCACUAGCAUAAAAUUCUAGAAGGAACAUUUAAAUUGCGGCAUAAAAAUCUUACACACA